Cooperia oncophora is the source of this 633-nucleotide messenger RNA. The record is from the annotation of a GenBank genome assembly. Lineage: Eukaryota; Metazoa; Nematoda; Chromadorea; Rhabditida; Trichostrongylidae.
AUGGAAGAGUACGGGUACCUAUUCAAAAUCAUUCUUGUUGGAGGUACAGGCGUCGGAAAAACUAGUCUUGUACAGCGAUAUACACAGGGUAUCUUUCAAGAAAACACACUUGCCACUGUCGGAGUUGAUUUUAGAGUCAAAUCAGUGUACGUGGAUAAUGAUAACGUUAAGCUACAAAUCUGGGACCCCUCUGGUCAAGAGCGUUUCCGCUCGAUAGUUCACUUAUACUAUCGUAAUGCACAAGCCGUGGUAUUUGUAUACGAUUUGACACAUCAGCGUACAUUCGACAGGUUGCCAGAUUGGAUGGAUGAGAUUGAAAGGCACUGCAGUGGAAGAGUUUUGAAAAUUUUGGUAGGAAACAAAACUGACAAGAUACAUGAACGUGAAGUUCCAAUGAUUGCUGCUCGAGAUUUCGCCGUAGCCAACCAUUUCGAUUACUUCGUAGAGACCUCAGCGUUGGAUGCUACGAAUGUGGAUCUUCUCUUCAAGCAAGUGGCUCGACAGUUGCGAGAUGGCCUGAAGACGCCGUUUUUCAGAUUCUGGAACGGAGAAAAUGGAAAGAAUGAUUCUGCUAGCAAAGUGAAUCUUCUACAAAAGGCUCGCAUCACUAUCUGCAGAAUUUGUCGAUUAUGA